Rodentolepis nana is the source of this 1446-nucleotide messenger RNA. The record is from the annotation of a GenBank genome assembly. Lineage: Eukaryota; Metazoa; Platyhelminthes; Cestoda; Cyclophyllidea; Hymenolepididae.
AUGAAUCUCUGCUCUAUGUGGUCUAAUGGUCUUUUACGUGCUAAUAUAUCGACAUUUCUCAGUUGCUCAUCUCGCUUAUCUAACUCAUUUCUAGGACGCAAAUCAGGCGAUAGAACUUCUGAUUUAAAAGAUAUUGAAAUCAAUUAUCAAACUGCGCGUAAAGAAGUUCCAAAUUGUUUCUUAUCCCAGUCAAGAAGGCUUUCACCAUCAAUCACUUGUUCACAUCGAAAUGUUUUGCCACGCCAAGUAUGGGUUGAAUCUCUUGACGAAGAAAGGGAACGGUACCUCGACAUUGUUGACCUUCAUCCAGAUGUUUUCGCCACAUUCCCCCGCCUUGAUCUUGUUCACCAGAACCUCUAUUGGCAAGCACACUAUCGCAUCGUUGAUUGGCGCUGUAUAACAACUCGUGCUGAUUUGGUACACCGUAGUCGUCGUAAACCCUGGCCACAGAAGGGUACUGGUCGUGCUCGUCAUGGGAACCGAAGGACGCAUAUUUUUAAGGGUGGUGCCCAGUGUAAUGGACCUCGUGGGCCUGAAUCUUUUUUCUCCAUUUUACCCUACUCAGUUAGACUCUAUGGAUUGCUUGGAAUGCUAAGUGCUAAACAAGCUCAAGGCGAUUUGCACAUUACAGAAGAUUUCACACUUUCCAAGGAUCUAGAAUCAGAAGCCAAUGAGAUCUACAAUCUGGCCAACAAACGGGCUCAAAACCGAUUUCGUCUGAAUCCUACAGACCCAAAUGAAGACGUUGUAAUUCAACGUUUGCGGUCUUUGGAAGAUCUCACAGCUCAAGAACCCAAAGCCAACAGCCUUGACGUCUUAACCUCCGCUAUCGCCCGGGAUAAAGAGGAGUCUGAGGAGUUGAUGGAUCUUAUUAGGGGUGGCCGAGCAGCCGAGGCUGCAAAUCUUGGGUAUCGUGCCGCACAGUACCUCAGAGAACUGGUGGAUAAACGCGGUUGGGGACCUGCUUGUCUCUUUAUUACAGAUGUGGAGACAUAUUUGGAUAGUGACGAAGAAACGAGCAGUGGUCUGGCUAUGGCUCUCGCUUGCGCCAGUUACGCUCAUUAUAUUGAAUCCGAUGUUGCACCGGAAUCGGCCGCAAUUCAAGCUAGACUUCGUGAGGGUUCCCAGUAUGCAGCACCCCGAAGUGUCCAUCCAGGUCGAGGAUUGACACUCAUGCCAGUUCAUGGAUUGAAUGUCUGGUCCAUGGUGCACCAUGAUAGUCUAAUUAUCUCCCGUCGGGCAUUGGAUGUACUGGAAUCACGUCUAUUGGCUGCUCAGCGUCGUGUCACCCCACCUGGCUACCAAUCAGCUUCUGAAUGGAGACCCCCGAUGGCUGGUGAUUGGUUUGUUGGGAGGGCUCACGAGGCCGACAGGAGUUAUAUGCCGAGCCGUCACUUCUCGGGUGGUUUGGGUGAUGUAAAUGAAUUGAAGCAGCGUUUGCAAUAA